Messenger RNA from Ostreococcus lucimarinus CCE9901, 1350 nucleotides. It is a transcript of the gene TubG, whose product is annotated as gamma tubulin. Gene Ontology annotation, cellular component: centrosome; spindle; gamma-tubulin complex. Gene Ontology annotation, molecular function: structural constituent of cytoskeleton; GTP binding. The transcript is spliced from 13 exons. Gene Ontology annotation, biological process: microtubule nucleation; meiotic spindle organization; mitotic sister chromatid segregation. Bases 1 to 1350 code for a protein of 449 amino acids. The record is from RefSeq and is a predicted model, not a curated record. NCBI's taxonomy places the organism in Eukaryota, Viridiplantae, Chlorophyta, Mamiellophyceae, Mamiellales, Bathycoccaceae.
AUGCCGCGAGAGAUCGUGACGAUACAGAUAGGUCAGUGUGGCAACCAAGUUGGCACAGAGUUUUGGAACCAGUUAUGCACUGAGCAUGGGAUAUCAAUGGAUGGCACGUGUCGCAUCGAUGGGGCCUCUGUAAAUAUGUUCUCCGAUCGGAAGGAUGUUUUCUUCUACCAAGCAGAUGAUGAACAUUAUGUACCAAGAGCGCUGUUACUUGAUCUUGAACCGCGUGUCAUCAACUCUAUUCAAACUUCAACACAGCGUUCUCUAUUCAAUACUGAAAACUUUUUUACAUCUGCACACGGGGGGGGUGCGGGAAAUAAUUGGGCAAACGGGUACACGCAAGCUGAGGCUGUUCAUGAGGAGUUAAUGGAAAUGAUCGAUCGAGAGGUCGACGGUAGCGAUAGUCUUGCGGGUUUUGUUAUUUGCCACUCGAUAGCUGGCGGGACUGGGUCUGGUAUGGGAUCAUAUCUAUUGGAGGCUUUGAGCGAUCGGUAUGGGAAAAAACUUCUGCAAACGUACAGUGUUUUCCCAAAUCAAAGCGAGUCAAGUGAUGUCGUUGUACAGCCGUAUAACUCUCUCUUGACUCUGAAACGUCUAACAAACCACGCGGAUUGUGUAGUUGUUUUAGAUAACGCGGCUUUGAAUCGAAUCGCAAUGGACCACCUCCAUGUUGCCUCGCCUGAUUUCUCCCAUACAAACUCUCUCGUAUCGAAGGUCAUGGCAGCGAGUACCACAACUCUCAGAUAUCCUGGUUACAUGAACAACGAUCUUGUUGGUCUCAUAGCGUCCCUGAUUCCCAUUCCACGGUGCAAUUUUCUCAUGGCUGGGCUUACACCUCUCGCUGGUGUUUCCGCAACGGAAAGCAGUACACGCAAAACUUCUACCCUUGAUGUCAUGCGAAGACUCCUACAAAGCAAAAAUGUGAUGUGUUCCUCGUAUGCGGGCACAGGUGUCAAAGAGGGCAAAUUCAUAUCCAUUUUGAACAUCGUUCAAGGAAAUAUUGAACCCAUGCAGAUACACAAAAGCUUACAGCGUAUACGAGAACGGAAACUGGCAAAUUUUAUCACUUGGGCACCUGUCAACUAUCAAGUUGCUUUAGCGAGGAGUUCUCCGUAUAUCGCGAAAACGGCAAGUCUGAACGGACUCAUGCUCGCAAAUCACACAAGCAUACGUCACUGGUUCUCACGAAGUUUGGAGCAGUACGAUAAGCUAAUAAGGCGUCGGGCAUUCCUCGAUCAGUAUGAACAGUUUGAUUUAUUUUCGGACUUGGGAGAAUUUGCUGAUAGUCAGGAAGCCGUUGAGAAUCUCGUGGAGGAGUACAGGGUGUGCGAAGCAGGACCAAGUCGAGAUUAA